CCGGGAACGCGUUUGUAAAGUGCAUGAGGGUGACCGCUCCGCGCUUGCCGUAGUCGAGGCCCACUGGGGAUGACGUUUCCGAGCGAGUUGACGCGCGGAGUCCAUCGCCGCCUCCUCCUCCUCGCGACGCCUUGACUACUUCUGACGCCCCCACGCCCAAGAUGGCCGAGCCAGAGGGGACGUUUCACGACGAGGUGGAGAUCGAGGACUUUGAGUUCGACGAGGAGACGGACACCUACUACUACCCGUGCCCAUGCGGCGACCGCUUCGCCAUCAGCAAGGAGGACCUGGAGAAUGGAGAGGACGUCGCCACGUGCCCCAGCUGCUCCCUGCUCGUGCGAGUCGUUUACGACAAGGACCUGUUCAUGAAGGGCGAGGUGGUGGCGGCACCGGCGCCGGCCGCCAAGUCGUUGCACGCGGCGUGACGGAGGAAUGCGCGGAACUAUGGCCGGCAGACUCCCCCGGGGUGUGACGAGCGAGGACGCGGGACCUGCCCCGGCACGCCCUGCGGGUCCAUAUGAAGCAUCGUAGAAGGAGCAUGCUCGCUCGCGUCAGGAUGCUUGCGCCGCUUGGGGGUCGGGGGGAGGCGGGGAGGGACUUGCCUGCUGCUGCUGCUGCUCGCGAUACACAGAGGUCACGCGCCGUCGUCUCCUCUUGCUGCUUCCGGCAUCGCCGAGUCUCGGACCGCUGCACGCGCACAAACCUGGAAGAGUUGAGAUGCAACCCACAAAUGCGCGCAAGCAGUUUUUAUUUAUGCUCGUUGAUUUCAGCUAACGCGGAUCAUUGUUCUGGAAAGUGUCCGUAUGCUUAAAGUCGAUUCAACUCGGCGGUUUACAUGGGACGUGCUGUAAUACAGAUAUGACGGGAUGAUGAUGAUGUUAAUUGGUACAGGUGCCAUUGCCCAGCGCCCCACGCAUACGCCAACUCCACUCCUACCCAACGAGUUUGGCUCGCAGAGUUUUAGGGUCCGGUUGUGUCAGCGCAUCUCUCUGUAGAGACUUGCUGUAGCGUCUGGAAGUAACCGUUCAAACACAACACGACUUUGAGCAUUUGCGUCGGACCGCGUCUGCCGUUUUAUAAAUUCAAAUUUCUCGACCUGUGCGUAUAUAUAACUGUUGAGUGUCCCCGUUCAACGUUUCCGUGUCACAUUUGUCCAUUUGCAGCGUCUUUAUUUGUAUUACUGUAGGAAGUCGGCAGGUUCUCUGCUGCCAAUUGAGUGUGGGCAGUGGCCACUGAUUGAGGAUUUUGGCAUUUUUGGAGAUUGGCAGCUUCCUGAUGUUGGCGAGCACCUCUGCACUUUCCUAUAAUCACAGCUACGUGUAGCACCGGUACGCAAUGCCAUUCACAGGCACCGCGGGUCUACCGAUCAUGAUCGGAGCAAGAAAUCUCUGCUCAAACAUUACUGUGUUCAUAUUGUGGACAGGAAUUCAAGUCAUGACAAGGGACCCAUAGAGCCAAGUGCAGCUGAGGAGUAAGUGGAGGUAGCGGUUGAUCCAUCGGCACAGCCUUGCAUUCAAAUAUCAGAAAAUGUAAAAAGUGUACACGUACGCAAUUGACAAGGGGGCGUUUCAGCUGUGUGUGAUCGAGAAGAGACAGGGACUGACGGAUGAGUAAUUACAUUUUCAACGGAACGUGCAAGAAAUUUUGAUCUUGGUUCUUUCGGUAAAGUCACGUAGAAGGGAAAUGAUAAAAUAAAAUAAAAUUUACAUAAUAAAAUACAAUUCUCACGACGUUUCGGACACAAUGCAAGCAGCCGUCCUCAGGUGAAGAACAGGUCUGUCGGAAAGACAGCGUCUGAAUUUCAUUUUAUUAUUUCCCUUCUACGUGACUUUACUGAAAGAACCAAGAAGAUGAAUCCCUGCAGUCACGAAAGCUUUAAAUCGAAAUAAAAUAAAUUUUGAGUGAAGAGAUGCGUUUCCCGAUGAGUGUGCCUCUCUGCACGAGCAGAGCUGCCGCUGGCUAGGUCAGGCCAGCCCCACACUCCAGCACCACCACAGUCCCGCGUUCAUCACAACAUACUGCCGGUCUGCAAUGACGUAAUGUGUAUACACUCAUUAAUUAGCCGAUAACACCUGAAUAUAUAGAGCAGCGGUUCUCAGCCGGGGGUACGUGAUGAGGUGAUUCAUAAAUGUGUGAAAUUAUAUCAUGCAUGAGAGUCAUUGGUGAAUAAUCAUAUACGAAUCUGCCAAUAAAAUAAUGUUGAUACAUUUUAAAUCCAUAUAGUAACCUAGAACUAUAUAGAAGACCGUUCUAAACUCUUUGAUCGUACACAAUGUGGUUUCCCAGAGUAACCAGCGAGCGUGAACAAAUGACGUCACGCAUCCAGCGCGUCUGUUGGUUUUGUUUUUAUUCGUUUGCAGUUCCUAGCUCGUUAGGAUACCUCACAAAAUGGACAAUUGGUGAAAAUAUUUCUGUUCAUUAUUAAUCAAUGUAUUUCUCCGAACCGUGUUGGGUCGGGCGAGGGGGUUACUUGGUUGAAAAUAAAUUCAGCAAGGGGGGUAGAGUAGCUCAACAAGGUUGAGAACCACCACCGCACUAGAGGACGGCAGAGCUUGGACAGUUGUUGGCACCGACUCACUACGUGGCUGCCUUCACCGCUUGUCUGUGGUUCCUCGUCUCGCCCCCCAAUCGUUCUCUCUCUCUACGAGAGCGGGGAGCGGAUACCGUGCGGCGCAUUACAAGUUCAAAUGAUUAUUAAAUGUGCAUUUAAUUGGGAGCAUUGUGGCGAGUUUGUGUGGGCGUGCGCCCUGGAAGUUAGAGAGCCCUUUUGCUUGGGGAAGGGCUUGAGAGGAGUGAUCCAAAGGCUGGGCCUAGCGCAGGGCUGGGCAACCUGCGGCUCUAGAGGUGAGUGCGGCUCCUCAAGGGCUGCCUCACGACGUCAUCUAUUAAGGACCACUGCCUCGCGUACUCACCGCGUGUGCAUUGCAACUCUCAAAAUGUUGAGGGUUUGUUUUAAACGAAUUUGAAAACAACGUCCCUUGUUGUUUUGGUUGCCAACCCCUGGUCUAGACGGUCAUUCUCACUUCAGUGAGCUGCCUCAGGUUUUAUUUACUUGACAUGAACUCUACACGUAGCUUUAAAUCUUUUCAUUCCACAAGCUGGUCGUGGUGGUCUGCAAUGUUUAAUUUUCUUUUUUCGUUGCAACAGUUUCGAUAUUUAUCACUGAAGGGCUCCGUCACGUGCAGGCGAAGUAGUGCUCGGACUGUGGGCGUUGUUUCAUAUUUUCAACUUGACGACAAUUAAGUCCGUGAUAAAAACGCAGCUCGAGCGAUGCUUGUGUCUAGGUUCGAGAAAGUCCGGUUGUAAUUGAUGAAUAAAAUAGUGCUUCUGCAGGUAGCCGAGUGUGCCUUGUUUCAUAACCUGUGUGUGGGACGGUUCGGAGCGUGUAGGGAAAGGGCACGGUUUAGAGUUCCAGUCGGCAGAAUGUUAAUAAUUUGCGACGAUGCGAACCACCAAUGAUUACCACCGCACGGACUUCCCACGCACGUCCGUGUGGAACUGGCACCGCAUACCGCGAGAGAUUGGAAAAGUUUUGCGGAGCUGCAGAAUGUGAUGGCAUUCCAGACUGCCCCAACAGUCUGGAAACGCCGUCCCUCUGCACAUUCGCAGCAUCACCUCCAUCGUCUCCUUCAAGAGACACUUACAAAUUCACCUCUACAGCCACGCUUUCGAAUGACUGAGCUUGACUCACCUAGUGUGUUGGGAGUACGGUCCGCGGAAGAAGAUCUCACAAAACUGCCUCUGUGAUCGGCGCUUGGCUCUUGUCAUUGCAAAGGGGCCACUGCACUUUCCCAAGCAGCCUGCUGUUGGAAUCGCAAUCGUGUCAACUCAUAAUGCGCAGCCGCCCAUCAUCUGCUCGCUCUCGUAGAGAGAGAACGACUCGGGAGGCACGAGGAGGAACCACGGAAGGGCGGGAAGGCAGUCGACCAGCCGGAGGCGCCGGCGCUAUCGACAAUUGCCCAAGCUCUACGAUCCUCUAAAAAUGUUUUCAGCCACUUAAUGAAUGUUUACAUGUGGGAGAAAACCCGAACGCCCGGAGUAAUCCAACGCGCGCGAGCCGAACACGCGAACCCAUGCCGGUGGAACAGGCGGAGGCUACGUUUUGCCGUGCCGCAUUGUCCUGGCGAGCCCAGAGUACGACACCACCUCGACACCCGCAGUAAGGGAGUCGCUCAACAUCGGUGUACGGUGAUCCACCAGCCCAGCUCGCUGCUGCCUCCUGGAUUACAGUCAGCCACAUGCAGCAUGGCCACCACCAACGCCACCUGGCUGAUUGUUCAUCACGUGGCAGUUCAACUGGUAUUUGUUGAUCCUGAAGUUCCGGAAUUGAGUUAAUGUAAUUAAUUGAUGACCAGCCUGAGGUCGUGAACUCGCGUGCCCCGAAGGGCCUGGCUUCAUCCAGGUUGAGCACGGGAUCCGUGGGGUGCCGGCCCGGCUCCCUGACCUAGAGGCCACAGUGGUGAGAUGUUAACUAACUCACCUGGUAUGCAGGAGGUCGUGGGUUUGAUUCCGACCCUGACAUCUCCUGCUGUAUAUUUGCAGCUUGCUUGUCUCUCCCCAUGGUCGUGUGGAUUUUUCUCCGGGUCGUCCGGUUUUUCUCUUUACAUUUAGAAUCAACAUACAUGUUGAUAAUAUUUGGCUGAUAUAAAUUUCCACGUGAUAAGCCACCUCACUGGGCUAUCAUAUGUGGUCAGGUUGCUUCUGCAAAAAAGUUGCAUAGCUCAGUGGGCCUUACCUGGGAAAGUAAAAUAGUUUAGUUUGAUUUCGAUUUAAAGCUUUCGUGACU
This is a messenger RNA of Lethenteron reissneri (Far Eastern brook lamprey), 4786 nucleotides long. RefSeq names its product diphthamide biosynthesis 3 (gene DPH3). Gene Ontology annotation, biological process: protein histidyl modification to diphthamide. Gene Ontology annotation, molecular function: metal ion binding. NCBI's taxonomy places the organism in Eukaryota, Metazoa, Chordata, Hyperoartia, Petromyzontiformes, Petromyzontidae. The record is from RefSeq and is a predicted model, not a curated record.